UGAUCCCUAUGCCGCUUAUGAUACCGAUGGUCCAUUGGAUGAUUACGAGUAUCCUGGUGCGCCAACAGCACUACAAAAGCAACAAUAUCAACAACAGUUGCAGCAACGGCAGCUACUCCAGCAACAGAAACAGCAACAACAAGAAAAACAACCGCAAAGCCGCCCACAACAGACCACAACACAACAGCAACAGCAGGCGGUCCAAGGGGCCGACACGCAGAACCGCCCAUCAGUCGACACCUCCACCGCCCCCACGGAGAAUACACUACUCUCUACGCUGAAAAGCCUCAAAAUCAUGUGGGACAUUUACCAAGCAUUCGCUGCCGCCUGGAAUGUGCUCGCGACACAUCGACAAAAACAAGAGCAACAACAGCAAGAGGCAGCGAAACGUCGUCAACAGCAAAUCGCCGCACAGCAAAUGCGUAUCAAUUCGAAAAAACCGCCCAAAUUCGAAGCGAAGGACAAAUUUGCACAAAGGAAUAGCAGCAGCAACAGCAACAGCAACAAAAACGCUGAUAAUGGUGGUGGCGCUUUAGUGAAGGGUGCUGGUGCUGCCACAACGGCCGCAAAGCUAGUUAGGCCCAAUAACAAAGCGACUAAGAAUCCUAAAACCACCACAACAACAAAAAGCACUACGACAACCGAAUUGGCGGUAGUGAUGAGCAGUGAAGUGGAAGAGCCGGUUGCCAGCAGCAGCAGCAGCAGCAGCAGCAGCAGUGGCGGUGCGGGCAAAAAAAAAGUGGGCACAAAAGGUGAUGCGGUGGCGCGACAAAAUGCUCAGGGUAAGCGUGAGAAACGUCAAAUGUCUGAGGCAAGUGAUGCGACGAAAUCGACAGAUGUGGGCGAAGGUCGAUACAUCAAAGGCGAUCCGUUGAAGGGUUACUAUGAUUUUGUCAUCACCGAGGGUUCCUAUAAAUUCUGGGCUGUCUUUCAGACUGGCACUGCAUUGCUGAUCAUUUACUCGACCUUCGCAGCCAUUUACUACUCGAAAGUAAAUCCGCUGGUGUCCGAUUACGACUACACCGACUACUUGGGCGGUGCGCGUUCACUGAGCGGUGGCGACGACGACUUCAUCGAUGAUGACAGUGCCAGCAACAGCAAUGGAAUGCGACGAGGUGGCUGGUUCGAUGGUAUGCUGCCACGCGCUGGGCGUACGUUAAAAUAUAUAUUCGAUGCGCUCGAUAAACUGCCGGUGGACCAUCGCGAAGAGGAUGAGGUAAUGAAAAGCGAGCAUUUAACGACAGCAGUGUCAGCGCAGCCGGAACAGCAGCCGUGGGCAUUAAAAGUAGGAGGGGUAGCGAAUGAAAGCGACGAUACGACCGUGACAGUGGAGGCGGAUGCGAACGAAGAGGAGAAUGAAGGGAGGAAGAGGAAUUAAUGCAGCGGCAAGUUCGCGCGUAUGCCGCUUGAUGAGCGAAAA
Rhagoletis zephyria (snowberry fruit fly) is the source of this 1420-nucleotide messenger RNA. Its product is annotated as probable serine/threonine-protein kinase cdc7. The record is from RefSeq and is a predicted model, not a curated record. Lineage: Eukaryota; Metazoa; Arthropoda; Insecta; Diptera; Tephritidae.